Molecule: messenger RNA, 375 nt
Organism: Aspergillus puulaauensis
Lineage: Eukaryota; Fungi; Ascomycota; Eurotiomycetes; Eurotiales; Aspergillaceae
Exons: 2
Coding region: 1-375 (124 amino acids)
Biological process (GO): pectin catabolic process
Cellular component (GO): extracellular region
Molecular function (GO): polygalacturonase activity
Source: RefSeq, a predicted model, not a curated record
AUGGACCGGACCGUCAUCACUGUGAGGCAAUCCUCGGGGCGCAAAGAUCAACUGCGACGGCGCGCGCUGGUGGACGGCAAGGGCGGCACCGGCGGCAAGAAGAAGCCCAAGCUCUCCAAGGCGCAGAAGCUGAACAAGUCCAGCAGUACGGGGCUGCAGAUCUAUAAUAUCCCCGUGCACGGGUUCAGUAUCCAGGCGGACCAUCUGACGCAAGGGGCACAAUACCGAUAUGCUCAUGUGUCCAGCACAUCACCUUCAAAAAACGAUUACUGCAAUGGCGACUACGGCCUCUCGAUUGGAUCUGUCGGCGGCCGAUCCAACACGGUUAAGGACGUAACCAUGUCCAACACGCAGGUGGUCAACAGUCAGAAGUAG